AUGAUCAUGGAAACAACCGCCGAUCACCACACCCGCCGGAGCUUCACCACCUCCUCCCCAUCCUCCGCCGUCGGAUUCACCCUCCUCCCCUCCGAGCUCAUCGAGAAAAUCCUCCUCUCCCUCGCCCUCCCCGAACUCGUCCGGGUCAAAUCCCUCAACCGAUCCGUCUCCCGGAUCGCCUCCGACCCGGCCUUCCUCCGCGAAUUCAACGCCGUCUCCUCCUCCGCCACGUGGCUCUUCCUCUACAAGAAGCGCAGCUGGCACCGCGACGCCGUCCUCCAGGGCUUCACUUCCGGGUCCUCCUCCUGGUUCCGGGUCGAGAUCCGCGACCCGAUCCGACCCGGCGGCGGGGAGAGCGUCUACUUCCUCACCGCCGCCGGGAACUUCUUCCUCUUCGCCUCCAAUUCACGGAAGGAAGUAAUCGCCGUCGACCUCGCCGCCCGGACGGCGAGGACGAUCCCGCCCAGCCCGCUCGGCCCACGUGGCACCUCGUCGUGGCGCCGGUCCGGCAUGAAAUUGGUCGUCUCUCGGUCGGACCGGAACAAAUACCGGUUCAUGUUCGGGGAGCUCGUCGACUCCCGCCCGGUCCUCUUCCUCUACUCCUCUGAAACCGACACGUGGCGGUCGGUCGAAGCGAGAGAGGCACGUGGCGGAGAAUGGUCGGAUCAUAUUUUCCUCAACGUAUCCAACGGUCCGGAAGAGAACCUCGUGAUGGCCGUCCGGUUAAGUGACGGGUUGGACCCGCAGCCGGUGGUCUUGCGGCCGAGAUUCAAUGCGGCGGAGGGGGGAGGCCAACAACCUACAUCAGCCGUCGGAUUCAGCUGGGGGAACGUGACGAUCGAUCGGGUACACGUGUACGGCGACGGGUACACGAUGGUGGUGAGAUCCAAGGGCGGGGAUGGAGGGGUACGGGUGUUGGAGAGCAUGGAAUUGUGGGGGCUGGAUGGCGAUAACAGAAAAUGGAGGUACCUAUCGGGAGUUCCGGUGAAAAUCAUGGAGGUGAUCAGGAAGCCGUACAAGGCGAUGGUAGGAUGCGUGGAGGGACGGAGGGAGAUAGGGAGGAUAAAUGGGGUACUAAUGUGUAAUUUCGAGGGGCUGUGGGACGUGGUGUGGGUGGAGUAUGACGUGGGAAGGAAGGAGUGGAGUUUGGUUCCCGUUCCGGAUUGCAAGAUGAUGGGCCUGAAUUUGGCUGGGAUUGCGGUCUCUUCUGGGCUUACGAUGUCGGAGAGUCCGUAA
Linum tenue is the source of this 1236-nucleotide messenger RNA. The record is from the annotation of a GenBank genome assembly. Lineage: Eukaryota; Viridiplantae; Streptophyta; Magnoliopsida; Malpighiales; Linaceae.